AUGAGUGACUCACGCACACAAUCCCCGCUCUUCCUGCCUCCAGAGCUUCUCCUCUACGUUGCGCGAUUUCUCACCACCGCCCGAGACUUCAACGCAUUCGCUCGAGUCAGCAAAGCUCAUCAUGCGAUGUUGAACAAUAAGCUGUACUACAAUGAUGCGAAAAGAGAAAGACCUUAUGCACUCUUCUGGGCCGCCAUCCACAAUCAGGUCGAGACUGCCAUCAAAGCGCUCAAGGCAAAGACCGACCCACAGACCACAGCCGACUUGUCCCGCCUGAGAGGCGCUACCCCGAUUACGCUAGCCGCGUAUCACGGUUCAUCCGAUGUUUUGAGUCUUCUCCUUGCCCGGGAAGAUGUCAAUCCCAAUAUACGCGACCGCAUGUACCUCUGCCCUGCUAUCACCUGGGCUGUGAGAAGGAACCAAAUCUCAACCCUACGCCUCUUACUGAAAGAUAAGCGUGUCGAUGUCAACCUUCAAGACAAAAAUGGAGAGACGGCGCUGAUGACUGCUGUCAUUAACCAGCCCGACUUGAUCCCCGUGCUGCUGGGCUGCGCAAGGAUCAAUCCCCGAGUAGCAGAUAGAAAUGGUCGUACUCCCCUUUCUCGAGCUGCGCAGCAGAAGAAUCCGGAUACUCCGUUGAUUCUUGCAGCUCACCUUCGUCUCAUUCUUGAUGGGUACGAUGAGCAAGACCACUGUCAGCAGGUCUUCUAUUGUGCCGCUAUCUUUGGCCAGUUCGACAUCAUGAAGCACAUGGUUUCGUUUUACGGGGACAAGUUGAACUCCAAUGGAGAUGCGAGGGGUAUUGCAGGUACUGAACACGCGGUAUUCACGGUGGCGGUUGAACGAAAUCUCCAAGACAUUGUCCAAUUCCUCCUAGAUUGGGACAAAACCGAUCCAAACCAGCAUGAUACUUGGCAGCACAAGACCCCACUGUUUCGUGCGGCGGAGGGCGGUCUCGAGAAAAAGGUCUCCAUACUGAAGGAGCAUGCCCGGGUAGAUUUAAACCUAAGCACUAUACAUGGCAUGACGCCUUUGAUGGUUGCCAUCGAAAGAGGUCGUCUGGAGAUUGUUCAAUGUCUACUUUCGGGCUCUCGUUGCCCAGAUGUUAAUCUGACGGAAAAUACUGGGGUGACGGCUUUGUGGCUUGCGGCAAUACGUGGGGAGCCGAAGAUUGUUAAGAGACUACUCGAGGUCAAGGGCAUCGAUGUGAGUUUGGCCGACUCACAAGGAGUGACACCUAAGCGUAUCGCAAUGAUGCAUAACAACGCUGAGGUGGUCAAGAUACUGGAAGAGUUUUCGGUCUAG
Messenger RNA from Penicillium subrubescens, 1305 nucleotides. Its product is annotated as ankyrin repeat domain-containing protein. The coding region runs from base 1 to 1305 and encodes 434 amino acids. The record is from RefSeq and is a predicted model, not a curated record. NCBI's taxonomy places the organism in Eukaryota, Fungi, Ascomycota, Eurotiomycetes, Eurotiales, Aspergillaceae. Gene Ontology annotation, molecular function: protein binding. The transcript has a single exon.